UUUUAGGACACCCUGGUUUCCUUACGAGGCUCCGCGGAGAGCAGGGUUGGUUCCGCUACUAGGUAGAGCGGACUACUUUUCUUAGCGGAGGAGCGGGGUUUUUGAUUCAGCGCUGGUGUAGGGGGGCUCCUGAAUGGGAGCAGUCACUGGAUUCGUGUGAUACCACCCAGGCUACAUUACGGCCCAUCGUUUAGGAUUUUUGGGGGACACAAAACAGAAGACAGCCACCUCUUUCUUCUGGUUAUCCCUCAUCCCCUUUCCUUCUUCACGGUCUCUUCAGGCGCAGAAAUCACCUGAAAAUGGCUCAGAUAUUACCAAUACGGUUUCAGGAACAUCUCCAGUUGCAGAACCUGGGUGUGAACCCAGCUAACAUCGGCUUCAGCUACCUGACCAUGGAGUCAGACAAGUUCAUCUGCAUCCGGGAGAAAGUGGGCGAGCAGAACCAGGUGGUGAUCGUUGACCUGUCCGACCCCAACAACCCAAUCAGGAGGCCGAUCUCCGCUGACAGCGCCAUUAUGAACCCUGCAAGCAAGGUUAUCGCGCUAAAAGACGCUGCCAAAACCCUGCAGAUCUUCAACAUCGAGAUGAAGAGUAAGAUGAAGGCUCACACCACCACGGAGGAGGUCAUGUUCUGGAAGUGGAUAUCUGUGAACACUGUUGCCUUGGUGACCGACACGGCGGUCUACCACUGGAGCAUGGAGGGGGAUUCCCAACCGACCAAAGUGUUCGAUCGGCACGCCAGUCUGGCGGGUUGUCAGAUCAUCCACUACAGAACUGACGAGCAACAGAAGUGGUUACUGCUGAUCGGGAUUUCUGCACAGCAAAAUCGCGUAGUCGGAGCGAUGCAGCUGUACUCGGUUGACAGGAAAGUCUCCCAGCCCAUCGAAGGCCACGCCGCUGCCUUUGGGGAGUUCAAAGUGGAGGGAAAUGCCAAACCUUCCACGUUGUUCUGCUUUGCUGUGCGCUCACAGGCAGGAGGAAAGUUGCACAUCAUUGAAGUUGGUCAGCCCGCUGCAGGAAACCAGCCAUUUGCUAAGAAAGCAGUGGAUGUGUUUUUCCCUCCAGAGGCCCAGACAGACUUCCCUGUAGCUAUGCAGAUUGGGAACAAGCAUGGUGUGAUAUAUUUGAUCACAAAAUAUGGUUACAUUCACCUGUACGACCUGGAAUCUGGAGUGUGUAUAUACAUGAACCGAAUCAGUGCAGAGACUAUCUUUGUUACGGCCCCUCAUGAGGCCACCUCGGGGAUCAUCGGCGUUAAUAAGAAGGGACAGGUCUUGUCAGUGUGUGUUGAAGAAGAAAACAUCGUCAACUAUGCUACAAACGUUCUGCAGAACCCUGAUCUCGCCCUGAGGAUGGCCGUGAGGUCUAAUCUUGUUGGGGCUGAGGAGCUUUUUGGCAGAAAGUUUAAUACUCUGUUUGCCCAGGGAAGUUACUCAGAGGCUGCAAAGGUUGCUGCAUCUGCACCCAAGGGUAUCCUCCGAACAGCAGAAACCAUACGCAAGUUCCAGAGUGUUCCAGCCCAACCUGGUCAAGCCUCACCUCUGCUCCAGUACUUCGGGAUUCUUUUGGACCAGGGCCAGCUCAACAAGUUUGAGUCUCUGGAGCUGUGCAGGCCCGUCCUGCAGCAAGGCCGCAAGCAGCUACUGGAGAAAUGGCUGAAGGAGGACAAGCUGGAGUGUUCAGAGGAACUGGGCGACCUGGUAAAGGCCUCGGACCCAACGUUAGCUCUUAGUGUUUAUCUCAGAGCAAAUGUCCCCAACAAAGUCAUUCAGUGCUUUGCAGAAACAGGACAGUUCCAGAAGAUAGUGCUGUAUGCCAAAAAGGUGGGAUACACCCCAGACUGGGUGUUUUUGUUAAGGAACGUAAUGCGAGUCAACCCAGACCAAGGACUGCAGUUUGCCCAAAUGCUUGUCCAAGAUGAGGAGCCGCUGGCCAACAUCAACCAGAUUGUUGAUGUUUUCAUGGAGGGCAGCCUGAUUCAGCAGUGCACUUCCUUCCUGUUGGAUGCUCUGAAGAACAACCGUCCAGCUGAAGGACACUUACAGACACGCCUGCUUGAGAUGAACCUGAUACACGCUCCCCAGGUAGCAGAUGCAAUCCUGGGGAACCAGAUGUUCACACACUAUGACCGGGCCCACGUCGCUCAGCUGUGUGAGAAGGCAGGGCUGCUGCAGAGAGCACUCGAACACUACACCGACCUGUACGAUAUCAAACGAGCCGUGGUGCACACACAUCUGCUCAACCCUGAGUGGCUGGUGAACUUUUUCGGCUCCUUGUCAGUCGACGACUCUUUGGAGUGUUUGAGGGCCAUGUUGUCGGCUAACAUCAGGCAGAACCUGCAGCUGUGUGUGCAGGUAGCAUCAAAGUAUCAUGAGCAGCUGGGAACUCAGGCGCUAGUGGAGCUCUUCGAGUCCUUCAAGAGUUAUGAAGGUCUGUUUUACUUCCUUGGCUCGAUCGUGAAUUUCAGCCAGGAACCCGACGUUCACUUUAAAUACAUCCAGGCUGCUUGUAAGACGGGUCAGAUCAAAGAAGUGGAGAGGAUAUGUAGAGAGAGCAACUGCUACGACCCAGAGAGGGUUAAAAACUUCCUAAAGGAGGCGAAGUUAACAGACCAGCUUCCCCUCAUCAUUGUGUGCGAUCGCUUUGACUUUGUCCAUGAUCUGGUCCUCUACCUGUACCGCAACAAUCUGCAGAAAUACAUCGAAAUCUAUGUUCAGAAAGUGAAUCCCAGUCGGUUGCCCGUGGUGAUCGGUGGUUUGUUGGAUGUAGACUGUUCAGAGGAUGUCAUCAAGAACCUGAUCAUGGUGGUCAGAGGACAGUUUUCCACCGAUGAGCUGGUGGACGAGGUGGAAAAGAGGAACAGGUUGAAGCUUCUGUUGCCAUGGCUGGAGUCGCGUAUUCUCGAGGGAUGUGAGGAACCAGCUACCCACAAUGCACUAGCCAAGAUCUACAUUGACAGCAACAACACGCCGGAGCGCUUCCUGAAGGAGAACCCGUUCUACGACAGCGCCGUGGUCGGCCGCUACUGUGAGAAGAGAGACCCCCACCUGGCCUGCGUGGCGUAUGAGAGGGGGCAGUGCGACCUGGACCUCAUCAAAGUUUGCAAUGAAAAUUCAUUAUUUAAGAGUGAAGCUCGGUAUCUUGUACGACGAAAAGAUCCGGAGCUCUGGGCCAAAGUGUUGGAGGAAGACAACCCGUUCAGAAGACAACUCAUCGAUCAGGUGGUGCAGACAGCUCUGUCGGAGACCCAGGACCCAGAGGAGGUGUCGGUCACAGUCAAGGCCUUUAUGACUGCAGACCUACCAAACGAGCUGAUUGAGUUGCUGGAGAAGAUUGUUCUUGAUAACUCUGUCUUCAGUGAACACAGAAACCUCCAGAAUCUUCUGAUUUUAACGGCUAUCAAGGCUGACCGCACUCGUGUGAUGGAGUACAUCAACAGGCUAGAUAACUAUGACGCUCCUGACAUCGCUAACAUCGCAAUUAGCAAUGAGCUCUUUGAAGAGGCGUUUGCCAUUUUCAAGAAGUUUGAUGUCAACACCUCAGCCAUUCAGGUUUUGAUUGAGCACAUAGGGAACUUGGACCGAGCCUAUGAGUUUGCGGAGCGCUGUAACGAGCCUGCAGUGUGGAGUCAGUUAGCCAGAGCUCAGCUGCACAGGGACCUCGUCAAGGAGGCCAUCGACUCCUACAUCAAAGCCGUGGAUCCAUCAGCGUACAUGGAGGUGGUCAAUGCAGCCAGCAAGAACAAUAAUUGGGAGGAUUUGGUGAAGUUCCUGCAGAUGGCUCGUAAGAAAGCCAGAGAGUCGUAUGUAGAGACGGAGCUGAUUUUUGCUCUGGCUAAAACGAACCGUCUGGCUGAGCUGGAAGAAUUUGUCAGUGGGCCCAAUAAUGCUCACAUUCAGCAGGUGGGAGACAGAUGUUACGAGGAGGGAAUGUAUGAAGCGGCCAAACUUUUGUUCAACAACGUGUCCAACUUUGCCCGACUUGCAUCUACAUUGGUCCACCUUGGGGAGUACCAGGCAGCCGUGGACAGCGCCAGGAAAGCAAACAGCACUCGGACGUGGAAGGAGGUUUGCUUUGCGUGCGUCGACGGCGAGGAGUUCCGGUUGGCGCAGAUCUGCGGCCUUCACAUUGUGAUCCACGCCGACGAGCUGGAGGACUUGAUCAGCUACUAUCAGGACCGCGGGUACUUUGAGGAGCUCAUCGCUCUGCUGGAGGCGGCGCUGGGCCUGGAGCGCGCCCACAUGGGGAUGUUCACAGAGCUUGCCAUCCUCUACUCCAAGUUCAAACCUCAGAAAAUGAGGGAACAUCUGGAGCUCUUCUGGUCAAGAGUCAACAUCCCAAAGGUUCUUCGUGCAGCUGAGCAAUCUCAUUUAUGGGCAGAGCUGGUUUUCCUUUACGAUAAAUACGAGGAGUACGACAACGCUGUCAUCACUAUGAUGAACCAUGCAACAGACGCAUGGAAAGAAGGCCUGUUCAAAGACAUAAUUGCCAAGGUCGCCAACGUGGAGUUAUACUACAAAUCUCUUUCUUUCUACCUGGAAUACAAACCUCUGCUCAUUAAUGACCUGCUGACUAUUUUGUCUCCCCGGUUGGAUCAUAACAGAGCUGUCAGCUUUUUCUCUAAGAUGAAUCAGCUAAAGUUGGUCAAGCCCUACUUGAGAUCGGUCCAGAAUCACAACAAUAAGGCCGUCAAUGAAGCGCUCAACAACUUGCUAACGGAGGAGGAAGACUACCAGAGCCUGAGAGCCUCCAUCGAUGCUUACGAUAACUUUGACACCAUCGACUUGGCUCAGAGGUUAGAGAAACACGAACUGAUCGAGUUCAGGCGUAUCGCUGCUUAUCUGUACAAAAGAAACAACCGCUGGAGGCAGAGUGUGGAGCUUUGCAAGAAGGACAAGCUAUACAAGGAUGCCAUGCUCUUCGCUGCAGAGUCAAAGGAUGCCGAGCUGGCAGAGACUCUGCUGCAGUGGUUCCUGGAGGAAGACAGGAAGGAGUGCUUUGCCGCCUGCCUGUUCGCCUCCUACGACCUCCUCCAUCCUGAUGUGGUGCUGGAACUGGCCUGGAGGCACAACAUAAUGGACUUUGCCAUGCCCUACUUCAUUCAAGUCAUGAGAGAGUACCUCACUAAGGUUGAUGAAUUUGCAGCAAAGGUGAUGGUGGACAAACUGGAGGAGGCAGAAAGCCAGAGGAAAACUGAGGACGACGUGAAAGAGCCUCAGCCGAUGGUGUUUGGCCAGCAGCUGAUGCUGACUGCAGCUGCCUCUCCUGUGGCGGCUCAGCCAGCGUACCCGGCUUACGGCUUCCCCCCCGCCGCCGCCGCUGCUGCAGCCGCAGCUCCUCCCGCUGCCGCAGGUUAUCCCGCCCAGCCAGCCUACGGCUUCAACAUGUAAACGGCCCCAACUCCUCAUCUUAUUCCAUCUGUCUCUCCUGGUUUCCCUUCACCUGAAAAACUCGCGCACACUUGAACUGAACCGCACUGCUCCGAGCCCCAGUUGAUUCGGCGGAGGCUGAAGAGUCUGAAGAGUCUCCACCCACGCUCACUGAAACUGCAGUCUCAAGUUUCUUCACGCCCCGUUUAGAUGAGUGGCCUCAGAGACAUUGCGAGGAAUCCGGUGACCUCCUGGCCAUUUUUUCCCCCCACUUGCAUCACAAAUCUAAACAGCAUGAAGUCUCUUCUCAGCAGCCAGAGGAGCACCAAACCACUUCGUCCUCUUGCUGUUCCAUGUAGACUUUAUUAACCAUAGAGCAGCUUUUGGUUCUUUGUUAUUUCGCACUGAGUAAAAAGAGACUUUUCUGAGAAGCAACAGAAGGUGGGAGGCAUGUGUUUGCUUCUCUACCUUCCUCUUGAAAGCACUGUUGCGGCCUUAUUUAAUCUAAGGAGGCGGCUUGUUUGUCUCGCAUCUGAAUUCACAUCUGUGUCAUGCUCUGUUCUGAAUGACAGUCGCUGUGCAAUCGUUCUGUGUCCUUUCACAGCAGGUACAAGUAUUUGCAGUAUACAGACUAUUGACCACUUGUGAAUAAGAAUUACAGUCUGUGAAUGUGUGUGUGGGUGUGUGUGUGGAGCCUUUGAAGCUUUUGUGGACACAAUGAAACUUUCACCCACUGUAGAUCUGAUCUCGUCGGUUGACUUUUCAAAGCCCCGAAAGUGGAAGUCCGGAGCGUCGGGAUGGGUGUGACAAAAACCAUGAAAGAAAGGAGGUAAAAUCAUAAAUAUGUGCAUGUGCUGCCAAAUAAUAAUACUGCAACCAGGAGCACAACUGUCAUGUUUCACUCAAGUAUAUCAAGUAUUACAGAUUUUGUGUCAAAAACAAAGAUGUAUAAUAAAACCUUCCCACCAAAUAAAAAAAACAAAACAAAAAAAGAUGUGGUGAAGCUUUGAGUCUCAAGGAGGUGCCAGUUAGGUAAAAAAAAAAAAACCUGUAUAAUUUAAAUGUAAUGAAAUUCCUUACAGAUCAGAAGUAAAAUGGUAUGAAGCACCAUAUGUAUUGUCUAUAAUGUGUUGUAGUCCUAAAAAAGUAUAAAGAAUUUUUUUGUAAGAAAAAGACAAAUGGCAAAAAAAAAAAAAAACAGCUUAAUAAAUGGCAAAGUCUUGAGACAA
Molecule: messenger RNA, 6598 nt
Organism: Xiphophorus maculatus (southern platyfish)
Lineage: Eukaryota; Metazoa; Chordata; Actinopteri; Cyprinodontiformes; Poeciliidae
Gene: cltcl1
Product: clathrin heavy chain like 1
Exons: 33
Coding region: 300-5390 (1696 amino acids)
Biological process (GO): intracellular protein transport; receptor-mediated endocytosis
Cellular component (GO): extracellular exosome; clathrin complex; clathrin-coated endocytic vesicle
Molecular function (GO): clathrin light chain binding; structural molecule activity
Source: RefSeq, a predicted model, not a curated record